Messenger RNA from Pyricularia grisea, 881 nucleotides. RefSeq lists its product as uncharacterized. The coding region runs from base 115 to 624 and encodes 169 amino acids. The record is from RefSeq and is a predicted model, not a curated record. NCBI's taxonomy places the organism in Eukaryota, Fungi, Ascomycota, Sordariomycetes, Magnaporthales, Pyriculariaceae. The transcript has 3 exons.
UUCAUUCAAUGUCGGACUUGCCCUAUGUGAAUUCAUACAACAUACCCACUAAAGGUCUAUUGAUUACAGUGUGCCUACAACUAUAAUAGACACAGUCAGUUAAUCUCAGCAGAGAUGGAAGCAAUAUCAGCGUACAGUCUUGCAACCUGUGCCUGGCUGGGUGCGCAGGCUGUCCCCAUGCUCCUCACUCCGGGCUUCAUCAAUUCCAUGCUGGUCGAGGGCUACCAACCAGCCAGCUCAGUCGAGAUCUACACCAUCCGCCACCUCGGCCUAGCCCAGCUGGCGCUGAGCCUCCUCUCCCUGGCCCUGUCGGGCGUCCUCCCCCUCGCGCCCGCAGCCUCUGCCGAAGACUCCAUCUCGCCCUACGCCGACGCCGCGGUUCUCCUUACGGCGCUGUACCACGCCGCCAACGCGUUCCACAGCUGGGCGCGGUGGGGCGCGACGGACGGCUCCGCGGCCUACGGCCUCGGGUUCGUGGGCAGCGGCGUCCUGGCCGCAUUUGGCCUUUGGUGUCUAAUGUUUGCGGGCGACAAGGGCAGGAUCAGCAAGAGGACUGGCGCGGACAAGAGGACGAGUGGGUUUCCCUUUCGGAACGUCGAAGCUGAUGAGAGAAAGGCGAGGUGAUGUUAUUGGGCUCAAUUUCGGUAGGGAUAGGGGACGCAUUGGGGGUGACUUUUGGAAUCACAGUGAUCCUUCUGCGCUCCUUUGGCGGACUGGAUGCUUAGGUCGUCUAGAUAUCUUGCUCGUCUAUCAAAAGCAGACGCGCUCAGGUUUCUGGGUAGAGUUUCAAGGGAUUGAAUGCAGUGUUGCCAUUUCCAUAGUUCGUAGUAUAAGGGCCAUCAUUUAUGGCGAAUAUUUACUCACAAUAUUGCAAGGCCUCC